GGCCAAAUUGAGUAUCUUGUUAAAUGGAGAGGAUGGGCCAUUAAGUAUAGCACAUGGGAGCCAGAAGAGAAUAUUUUGGACAGCCGACUGAUUGCAGGAUUUGAACAGAAGGAGAGAGAGAGGGAACUUUAUGGGCCAAAGAAAAGAGGACCUAAACCCAAGAAUUUCCUCCUUAAGGCUCGAACCCAUGGCUCCGAGCCCUCUGUGCAGGGCCCCGCCUCUCGUCGCUGUCACUCCCAGCGCGCCCCCUCCAGCCCCUCACCUUCCUCCGCCCCUUCCUCCUCCUCCUCCUCCUCCUCCUCCUCUUCCUCCGUGUCCAUUCCCAAGCUCCAGUCCAGAGCCACGUCCCACAAACUGAAGAAGGACAUCCGUCGCUGCCACCGGCUGUCCCGGCGCCCCCUGCCCCGCCCGGACCCCCUGGCCCCGCCGCACGGCGCCCGCCCGCCCGCCUCCCCGUUUUCGGAGACGGUGACCAUCCUGAACCGGCGGGUGAAGCCGCGGGAGAACAAGCGCAGCCGCAUCAUCCUCAACCUGAAGGUGAUCGACGGGGGCGGGACCCGCCGCGUGCCCCUGUCCGCCCCGGCCGGCCGGCCCGGCCCCGCCCGCCGGAACAUCCCCUCCCGAAACCGCAUCAUCGGGAGGCGGCUGAGCGACGGGCCCUGCCGGGGCCCCCCGCCGCCCCUCCGGAUGCCGGGGUUCCCCAUGUACGGGAAGCCCUUCGGGGUGCAGCAGGUUUCGCCGGGCGCGGCCGGCGCUCAGUCCGGGACGGGGUGCAGUACGGAGGGGAGCAGUGACUCGACGGCGUCCUCUCUCCGCCCCGCCGGAGGAAAGGCGGGCGCGGCUCAGCCCGCUCCUCGGUACCAGCCGCCCCCCUCCCCCACCAGCUCCAGCGGCUCUCAGAGUGGGCCGCCCUCCCCUCCUCACAUCCAGGCCCCGGCCCCACAGGCCUCCCCUCCCAAACUCAGCCCCCAGGCCCCGCCUCAAGCCAGCCGCCCCGCCUCUGCCCCCGGGUCCUUCCUCCCAUCCUCCCCCUCCCUGUCUUCAUCGUCCGCCUCGUCCUCCUCUUCCUCUUCUGAGGACGAGGAGAAUAUUCUGGAUCUCUCCGUGCCGCCCGGGGGCGAACGGAAUCCCAGGCGCCGCCGCGGUCGCCACGGAGCCCAAACCGACGAGCCGCCCACGUGUCAGAGCGUCGACCCCCUGCCCCUGCCCCUCCAGGGCCCCUCGGACCCCCCUCUCCUCUCCCUGGAGAACCCGAGGGGGCUCUGCGAGGGGGACCCCGACUGGCGGCCGGAGAUGGCCCCCUGCUGCACCAACGUGGUGGUGACCGACGUGACCACGAACCUGCUCACUGUCACCAUCAAGGAGUUCUGCUCACCGCCAGAACUGGACCAGUCCGCCCCUCCCAGCCCCGCCUCCCAGACCACCGACACCGCCACGCUGACCCCCCAGCCCAAACCAUGA
Messenger RNA from Osmerus eperlanus (European smelt), 1461 nucleotides. Its product is annotated as chromobox protein homolog 6-like. The transcript has 4 exons. Lineage: Eukaryota; Metazoa; Chordata; Actinopteri; Osmeriformes; Osmeridae. Gene Ontology annotation, molecular function: chromatin binding. Gene Ontology annotation, biological process: negative regulation of transcription by RNA polymerase II. The record is from RefSeq and is a predicted model, not a curated record. The annotation marks the transcript as partial. Gene Ontology annotation, cellular component: PRC1 complex; chromatin.